Messenger RNA from Wyeomyia smithii (pitcher-plant mosquito), 1374 nucleotides. RefSeq lists its product as uncharacterized. NCBI's taxonomy places the organism in Eukaryota, Metazoa, Arthropoda, Insecta, Diptera, Culicidae. The coding region runs from base 1 to 1374 and encodes 457 amino acids. The record is from RefSeq and is a predicted model, not a curated record. The transcript has a single exon.
AUGGAUGGGGCUGAAGGGCUUCCGAGCCCGACAGAUCCUGGAAAAAUGGACGCUCAGACUACGAAGGAAAACGCGCCAAAACUGAACAACUCUAAGGAAUCGUUUUUAUAUACAAUUCGAGAUGAAGCACCAUAUCGAGUAAUUGUCGAAUGCUUAAACGAGACGAAAAUCAAUAAAUUUUCGCUCGGAUCAGCGAUUCGAAAAAUGGAAAAGUAUCGGAACCACGUUAUCGACCUGAAAUACCUUGGACGGAACAAAAUAAUAGUUUUUUUGAACAGCUAUACAAAAGCGAAUCUUUUUGUUGAGGACAAAAAGCUGGAAAAGCUUGGAUACAAAGCGUAUGUACCGCGACAUUUGUGUUGCGUAACUGGAGUCCUCGCGGGAAUUCCAACGCAUAUCGAUAUUCGUGAAAUAAAGGCGGAAAUUGAAUGCGACUGCCAGGUUGUAGACGUUUAUCGUUUAAACCGAUUCAGAAACGGAAUAAAGGAACCGACAACCCGAGUAAGUGUAACAUUUCGCGCUAACCAGCUACCAGAAAUGGUUAAAUUAUUCUGCUGCACUAACAAGGUGCGACCUUUCGUGCAAAAAGUCUUGUUUUGCGAAAAAUGUCAUCGUUUCAAUCAUAAAACGGAUAACUGCAAAGGUAAACAACGGUGCUCAAGAUGUUCGCAGAUACACGACGAAAAGGACGAAAUCUGCACAAACCCUGUGAAGUGCCUGUACUGCAAAUCUUCGGACCAUAAAACUACUGAUGUAACAUGUCCGGAACGACAAAAGCAAAAAACGAUUAAAACAAUAAUGGCAAAACGAAGCUUAACAUUUGUGGAAGCACGAGAGCUUGUCGCACCUGUUCUAACCAGCAACGUGUAUGAAGCCCUUGCUGAGAGUGCAACAGACCCCACCCCAGCAGAAAGCUUCGCUUUUAUGGCGGCAAAUAAACAUAUUAAGAAACCGAUCCAGGUAACAGGUACUAUUCCGAAACGUAAAAUUGAAAUCCGGGAGAGAAAUGGCAAUGGACGUGUACAAACGGAACAAAGUUACAGUAGACGAAAUUUGGAGCUAAUCACUGAAAAACGGAGCAAAAUCGAUGAAUUUAGGAGUAAACAGGAUCAGGCGGAAAUGAAUAACACGGAGCAAGCAAAUGGAUGGUUUAACCCGCACAAAGUGAGCGAAGCAGAACGAUGGAAUACCACCAUGGCAGGAGCUGUGAAGGCAGCUACAGAUACAGCGAACCGUAAUACCCAAGGAGCACUGAUGGGUUUCUACAGUGAUAUAAUCCAGGAAAGCGAAAUUUCAUCUUGGACUGGAAAGCAAAAGCAAUUGAUGAAGGGAGUAUUGAAAAAACACUUUAAAUUAGAUGAUAUUAUUUUUUAA